Harmonia axyridis is the source of this 4021-nucleotide messenger RNA. It is a transcript of the gene Rap1, whose product is annotated as ras-related protein Rap1. The record is from RefSeq and is a predicted model, not a curated record. The transcript has 6 exons. Gene Ontology annotation, molecular function: GTPase activity; GDP binding; GTP binding. Gene Ontology annotation, biological process: Rap protein signal transduction; cellular response to cAMP; negative regulation of synaptic vesicle exocytosis. Gene Ontology annotation, cellular component: plasma membrane. The coding region runs from base 267 to 824 and encodes 185 amino acids. Lineage: Eukaryota; Metazoa; Arthropoda; Insecta; Coleoptera; Coccinellidae.
CGGGUGCGGUGGUACAGAGCUACAGAGAAAGAUAUGAACUAAGCUUACGCUACUCUUAUGUUAAGGCUCUGUUAUAAGGGGGGGUCAUCAUUAGUUGCCAGCUCUAGCAGCUAAGUUUUAAUCAAAGGCAUCGCCCGAUUCCAUUCCAAAAGUAACGGUAUCAAAAACUACGUGAAGUGUACUGCUCCAACAAUAACCAACGUUAAUAGAAGGAAGUUGGCCGAGGAAAGAUAGGAACAAAUAUUUAUAGUUAAAAAUCGUCAAAAAUGCGUGAAUACAAAAUAGUUGUCUUAGGUUCUGGUGGUGUAGGGAAAUCUGCACUUACUGUUCAAUUUGUACAGGGCGUAUUUGUAGAGAAAUACGAUCCUACAAUAGAAGAUAGUUAUCGGAAACAGGUGGAAGUAGACGGACAACAAUGCAUGUUAGAAAUUUUGGAUACAGCUGGAACGGAACAAUUUACAGCAAUGAGAGAUUUAUAUAUGAAAAAUGGUCAGGGAUUUGUUUUGGUUUAUUCAAUCACCGCACAAUCGACUUUCAAUGAUCUACAAGAUUUGAGAGAACAAAUUCUAAGAGUGAAGGAUACAGAUGAUGUGCCAAUGGUUCUGGUUGGAAAUAAGUGUGAUUUGGAAGAAGAAAGAGUAGUAGGUAAAGAUCAAGGUUCAAAUCUUUCUCGCCAGUUCAACUGUGCCUUCAUGGAAACCUCUGCCAAAGCGAAAAUAAACGUAAUUGAUAUAUUCUAUGAUUUAGUAAGGCAAAUCAAUAAAAAAUCGCCGGAGAAGAAACAGAACAAGAAGAAUCCGAGAAAAUUUUGUGUGCUUCUAUAAAAUAAAUAAUAUCUGGUACCAAAAAAUAAGUUAAAAGAUUUCAAGACUUAAUUGUAAGACAAUGUGAUUAGGCAAGUGCGGACAAGGAGCCUUUUUCGGGGAGGGGCCUAGUAGCCCUUUUUUUUCCUUACAUGAAUUUAUGCAAUAUAUGUCCGUUAAAUUUUUUCAAUUCAAGGUUGUUAUUGAUUAUAGUUGGAAGUCUACUUAGUGAAUAGGGUAUUUUGAGAUCUUAACUGCCAAUAAAGUGGUGUCAAAUAGAUAAUUUAGGAAUGUGAAUCAAUGGUUUUGCGCUGCAUUCAUGCUAAGACUAUCCAAAAAGGACAAUACAACUGUAUGAUUCUUCAAGAUUUAUUCCAAUUUCUGCUUUGUGAAAUGACAACUAGGCGCAUUUCUGUCGUAUAUUUUGACAAGUAUUUUUAUCAGCAACAAUGAGUUUAGUUGUCAAUUAUAUUGCAAAAUUUAUAAAUGGAUUUAUCUUUCGAUUGUAGUUGUUAAAGCACUUGCAUAAUUGUGCAAAUAUAAAUUUUUAUUGUAGUUUUCUAUUAUCUGAUUAAACCUUGUGAAAUUAUCGAGAAAAUAUUGAUUACGAAUAUUCUGGCACAUUCCAGUCCUGCUUUAAACAAAUCAAAACAACAAAUCCUUCGGUUUUUCAUUAUCUUCUUUUUUUUUCUUAGGAAUCUAUAUAGGGAGUAUGGAAGCUACAAUAUUCAACACACAAAUACAAUCUUGAUCAAUUCAAGUAUAUUUGAAUAAUCAAAAUUUCUUCCUCAUUUAUGCGUGCUUCAAAGUCAAUUGUUUAUCUUCCAAUUAAAUCUUUUUAAAGUGCAUCCUGAUUAUGCCACUAAUUGCACACUUUGCCAUACCUACUUGAAUUUGAGUGAAACAAACAAGGCAAAAUGUAAAUUGUUAUUUUUUCAAGUAGGUUUGGCAAGUCAGUUGGCCAGGACUAUUUUAUCAGUUUUAUAAGUAAGCAUUAUGUCUAACACACAGAGGGUUUUCGCAGAUUAGAUAAUUUUCUGCAAGUGCAAAGUAUACAAGUUAGCCUCAUGAAAACUUGGCAUGCAUACCUCCAUUGUUGAAAAAAAAAAUGCUGAAACUGGUUUUAUUUCUUUAAUAUUGUAUUGAAUUAUGCCCACUUUCAAUUCAAUCAACAUUAAUGAUAAAAACCAAAAUUUGCAUGUCAAGUUUUUGUUUGAAUGCCCUGUAUACUUACCCUCAACUUCUAUUUCAAAUGUUAUUUUGGUUUGACUUGAACAUUUAUUGUAGACAUCCUGUAAAAAAGUUCAAUAUUCUAUAGUAAACAUCUUGAAAUAUUUAAGAACUUUUUGUAAUUAGUUUAUGUUUCAAUUUCAUAUCCAUUAAAUGAUCCAGUUGGUGAUAGAAAGAGCGUAGAAGUAUUCAUCACACUUAAUAAUUCAAAACAAUUUAUGAUUUUGUUGGAAUUCUAUAAAACAGUGCUAAGAUUUGGAAUUGAAAAAAGUUUAAUUCAACUGGAUAAUCUUAUUUAUUAUAUAUUUCUGAAAUAAUUUUCAUUUGCUUGAAAUAAAGAACUAUUUUUGAACAGUUGGAAAAAUUGAAUUUUCUGAAAAGUUUUUCUGUUAUAUCAGAGGAAAUCCACCAUUUGAAAAGUCAAUCCUUUUUAUUUUGUGAACACAACCGAUUUGUUCAAUAUUUUGUUUUUUUCAGUGAAAAAUCAUUCGAUUUAUGUUCUAGUGGAACAUUUCAGCAACUUCUAAAAUAUGCAAACUUAGUGUAAAAAUAUUGUAGCGCUACUUAUUCGGUACACCAUGACUUGAUGAAAAUAUUCAUGCUUCUUGUCAGACUCAGGAAUUGAUUGAAUGUGACCAUUUUCUCAAAUACUCUCAACUUCAUGGAUUUUCAACUUUCUCAACUAUAUUCUACAGGCUGUGUAACUGAAGAAGUUUUUGAAUAGAACUUGUCUAACAAUUAAUCUUUCGACUGGUCAGUUUGAAGGGCUAGAAUCGGCUGAAGGAAAUUUGAGCAUACAUUUUCAAAGAAAAUUGGCCAUUCUUUGAUGGUCGAUUAAGAAAUAGAUCCCUACUUUUUGGACCAGACACUCAGGUUACUAUGUUGAUCCACAAUUCCAUAAAGAGCAAGAGAAUUCGCUCUUGUUUCUGCUUUAUGGAGUAUAUCGGAAGUUUUCUUCGCCAACAUGUGUCAUUAUUUUUGAAGUAUAUUUUUUAUAUUUGUUUCUAAAUCUUAUUCCAAUGAAUUGAAGUGAAAUUUUAAAAUCAAACAUUAGGUUUUGAUAAAAAUAAAAACUUCGCACAAAUAAGUGAAAAACUGAUACUGCAUUUUGGUUCACACACUAAAAAUCAAUUAUUUUAUACUUCAUUUAAAAUUCAAGUAGUAAGACAUAUUUUUAUAUAUAAUAGUUUCAAUUUGUAUAACUCAUAAUUAUUUUACGAGUAAGCUCAACAAUAUGGUUGCUCAUUUCAUUUUUUAAGAUAAUACAUUGUAUAAUACCUUCAAUAAUAAUGUUAAAUCUUCGAGCUAUUGGCACACAUUAAUUUCAAUAUUAUUGUUUAUACUAAUUUGUUAAGGGUAGAAUAUUUUCAAGUAGGCGAUGUAUCUUUAUUUGAAAGGAUCAGUAUGUGGAUAGCAUGGAACGUAUUAGUCCUGAUAUAUCGAAGAAUAUUUUGUUGGGUACUGCGCUUGAAAUGUGUGUCCAUUGGAUGCAUAAUUUUAUUCCGAAAUAAAAUAAGCUAAAGUUUUCAUUUAUGCAUGUUUUCUUGUAUUGACACCAAUAAAUUAGAAAAGGUUAUAAUAUUGUACCUAAUGUUGAAUUGUUAUAACCCAAAUUAUCUGAGUGUUAACCCCAUGUACAUUCACAAUAUUAAUUGUGAUACAUUUCCAUGAAUUCUUGUGAAAUCUAAUAAUGAAGCUCUUUGCGCACCUGCCUUGGCACAAUGUACCAGAUGUGAAUUAGCACCAAAAAGCUCUUCGAAACCGCUCACCAAUAAUUUUUCAUUAUUUUGUUGGUGAUAUACAUAUAAUAUAUAUUUUCUAAUUCACUGAAUCCUUUUUUAGAUUCCAAUCACAAAUAUAUGUGUCGGUUGUCGAUUUCUCCCAUAAAGCAAUUAAAAAAGUUGUAUAAAUCAAUCUUGUUGUUUUUAAUAUAAAUGUAUGUUAAUGUAUUCGAAUAUUGACGCUAAAUAUAAUUAAAAUUCAUUAUU